CCUUCUGGAAGAUUAGGAGGGCAGUAAGAUAAUGCAGCCACCUCCAGCCUGAUAUUUGAGCCCUGCUUUCUGCACGGUCAAGCCUUUUGGAGGCAGCCGGCGUAUGGCUUGUAUCAAACUCUAUAUUUAGGAAGAACAACUGUGAGCUAUGACAGGAAUUCUCUUUAACACUUAGCCUUAAAUCGAGUUCCCCUCCAGCCCCAAGCCAGGAGCAGCUCUCGGUACUGGAGAGGCACAGAGCACUAGAGCUAUUUCAGCUACAUGAAAAGCAUUGGAUUUGAGACCACAGCUCAGAGGACACUGGGAGUUCCUUCUACCCUCCAAGGAGCUUUGUGUUUUUGCACCUGGCUGCCUGGAAUUUUCCUCAGGCAGUAAACAAAUACAGAGAACAGGGAUAAGACAUUGUGAGUAUGUCAAAACAACCAGUUUCCAACGUCAGAGCCAUCCAGGCAAAUAUCAAUAUUCCAAUGGGAGCCUUUCGGCCAGGAGCUGGGCAACCUCCCAGAAGGAAAGAGUGUAUUACUGAAACAGAGGAGGGGGCACCUCCAUCCCCUGAGGAAGAGAAGAAGCCAAUUCCAGGAGCGAAGAAACUCCCAGGACCUGCAGUCAACCUGUCUGAGAUCCAGAAUAUUAAAAGUGAACUGAAAUAUGUCCCCAAAGCUGAACAGUAGUUGGAAGAAAAAGAAAAGGCUUGGUGUGAAGAAUUAAAGCAGAAGAGGAUGGAUUGAAAUGAAUAUAGCUCACUAAAACUUUUAUAUAUUUGUAUGAAGAUUAUGAACCUCCUGAAUGCCUAGACUGUAGCAGAAAUAUCCUGUUUGUACAUUUAUAUUUCUUCCUUCUAGUUGGCUACAUUUCUCACUUUGGCUAUAUUUUUGGCAUCUUUCAGAGAAAAUCAGCCUAUGAAUUCACCACCUGGGGGUGUGGUUAAGGAGAGAUGUGACUUUAUGGAGGGAUUUUAGCAAUGUGCUUACAGUGAUUUUGAUGUUAAGUUCUUUAAAUUACUUCCUACAGUCUUUUGGUCAAAAUUUGGGAUGUAUUUUAGUUCUUCACCUUUUAAAUCAUGUCAAUUAACUUUUUAUGAGUUCAAAUAAAUAUUUGAGCAAGUGAAAAA
Nannospalax galili (Upper Galilee mountains blind mole rat) is the source of this 1111-nucleotide messenger RNA. RefSeq names its product small muscle protein X-linked (gene Smpx). Lineage: Eukaryota; Metazoa; Chordata; Mammalia; Rodentia; Spalacidae. Gene Ontology annotation, cellular component: muscle tendon junction; M band; costamere. The record is from RefSeq and is a predicted model, not a curated record. The transcript has 5 exons. The coding region runs from base 411 to 671 and encodes 86 amino acids.